UUAAAGGGCAACUCCGCUUCAUUUUUGAUAUUGAGAAAACUAUGUAGCCCUCUUCAGCAUCAUAUAGGAAGACCACAUGCCAAGUUUCGCGAUGUAAUUCCGUCUAAAUAUUUAUUAAUCUGGCCAGCAAACUUUCAAACGAGCCAAGUCGCCGAAAUCUGCUAACUCUAGCGCGCGACGUGAAGAGCAAUCAACAGCGCUGUCAAUACCACGGAUCUGGCGCAGCCAACAGUGAGCACCUACGUCAGAGGCAUGCGUAUGUCAGUUCUAUGUUUUGGUUGUUUUUACUUCUCCGGGCGAAAUUGAACGAAGACGUCGUGAGUGGAAGUGGCUCCUCCCGGCGUUGCGUGUUGGCUCUGUCCACAUGAUCACCGUAAAACGCAUGCGCCAAGUUGGGAGCAGACGCACUCGUUUCCUCGUUUCGCCUCUGCUGCAGUAGGAGCAGUAGGAGGACGGCGUUUUGUGGUUUUGUUACGGUUCGAGCGCGGGCAGCAUCCCCGAAGCCUAGCUGCGAUGCCUCGCAGAAGGGCCAUAGGCUCACGAUGUUGUGUUGCUGCCUGCUUGAACUAUCAGUCGACCAGCCCGGGAGUUGUUUUUCACAAGUUCCCUCGCGACAGUGCGCGUCUCAUUGUUUGGACAGACAUCGUGCGCCGUUGGAACUCCGAGAAGCCGUGGUCGCCAAAUAGCAGGACAUUGAUCUGUUCUGACCACUUUUUGCCCGAAUGCUACCAGCGAGAUCUGCGCUUGUUCUGCGACGCUGGGUUUUCAACCAAGUACGCGCGUCUGGAUCAAAACGCCGUGCCGUCGAUCCUCGAUCCUGGAUCCUCGCCUUCCGUAACAGCCGACGGACUGACGCCGGACGCCGUGUCGUCGUACCUCGUUCCUCGAUCCUCGCCUCCCCAAACAGCAGACGAAUCAUGCGUGAAGCGUCGUCGGACCGGGAGCGGUGACCACUGUAGCAGCAGCAGCAGCACAGUGUCGAAGAGCAGUAGCUUGCCAGUGGUCACUACAUGGGAUGACGACUCCAAAGCACCAACAUAUGAGUCAUCGCUGGAUGCACCAGUGGCUCGAGAAGAACCUGUUGGUCAGAACCAAGCCAGAACAGCGUGCCUUAGCCAAAGCGGGGACCAGGCUUCCGCUUCUGGGCCAGGGUGCAACAGCAGCACCGCCGCUUUAUGCGACACCGUGCCAGCAACUACUGCAAUUGAUGGCCAUUUUGAACCGCACUUGGAGCCGCCCAUCUGCCACAUCUGUAUGUGUGUGGUAACGAGAGGUACACCGACACUGUCUGUGGACAAAGCUGUGCAAGCCUUCGAGGAGCUUUGUCAGACCUCGACUGAAAAUCCGGCACUGCCAACAUCUUCCGGCAUGGUUGGCCAAAGCCCUUUGGGGAGCGAGCCAGCUGUUCCCGGAAGUCCCCAACAAGCCCAAGAGAAUUCUGCAGACGUUGAGCAAGAAUUGCGCCAGUGGUGCUCUACGCCUACAGAGGACAAGACGCCAAGCCCCUUGUCGUUGGAGCGGGAUGCCACUCCCGAACCCUCAGAACCUGGGGCAUCGCCUUCGGACACCAGUUACACGGAGGCCGCCUUCCUGGACUCCGAUGAAGAUAUCUGCCCUGAGCCAGAUCUGUUGGACGAGAGUUACAGGCCGGAUAACUCUUUCAACUCCGAUGAUGAACCGGAUUCCGACACCAGCAUCUGGUCCAACGACUCUGUGCACUCGGACGGUGCAACAGAUGUCGAUGAAGGAGGGUGCAGCACGUCUUCAGCAGCAGUGGACCCGGUAAAGGAGAGGAAGUACCUGGUGACUGCAUCACAGCUGCUGCUGCUGUUUUCGGUUUGCAUCAAAUGCCUGGCUCCGACACGGACGAAGCUGACACAUCGAGGGACCCUUGUGCACGCCGUCAUCACGUGUGCACGAGGGCACAAGACUGUGUGGGAGAACCAGCCCAGAAUCAACAGCAAGGCACUCCUCAACAUCCUGCUGCCUGCUGCCAUCACCUACUCUGGAGCCAGCCCAACGCGCGUUCUUCGCCUCCUGGGAUCUAUAGGCGUGCAAGUCUUGAAGAAGACUCAGUUCUUCCGGGUGCAGAGCUCUUUGGUCUUUCCUGCUGCUACAAAGACCUGGGAAGCUGAACAGGAGUCUCUCCUGACAGCCACGAAAGACAAGCUCCACCUUGCAGGCGAUGGGCGUGCUGACUCGCCUGGUUACUCUGCCAAGUAUGGGACGUAUACACUGCUUGACACCCGCAUCAACAAGAUCAUGCACUACGAGGUUCUUCAGUCGACAGAAGUCAAGUCGAGCAACCACAUGGAGACGGAGGGCCUGAAACGUUCUCUGGACUUCCUCCUGAGCAUGGGGCUGUCUGUGUAUGUUCUUGUGACCGACCGGCACUUUGGGGUGAAUGCCCUGAUGAGAGACAGGUACCCCGACACGAAGCACCGGUUCGACGCAUGGCAUGUCGCAAAAGGCAUUGGGAGCAAGAUGGCCUCUGCAGGCAAGACAAAGAAGAACAGCAUCUUGAAUGCAUGGGUGAAGACUGUACGUGGACACGUCUACUGGUGUGCACAGACCAGCAGUGACAAUGGCGCGCUGGUGCUCGCAAAAUGGGUGUCCGUAAUGCGACACGUGAGCAACGUCCAUCAGCACCCCAGCCCCCUGUACCCUGCGUGCACCCAUGGCCCAAUCGAAGAGCGCUGGUGGCUUCAGGAAGGGACCGAGCCAUACGUGGCUCUCGAAAAGAUCGUCAUGUCCAAGCAACUGCUCAAGGACAUUCCAAGGGUGUCUGGAGACGGUCAGACCUAUCGCCUAGAGUCGUUCCACAGCAUGCUGCUCCGGUUUACUCCGAAAUCCAGUCAUUUCAGUUUUGAGGGCAUGGUGGCACGGACUGCCGUCGCGGUGCUCCACUACAAUGAGAACAGCAACCGUGCGCAGGCCACAACGAAGGACGAAAAAAAGCGAAGUUGUCUGAAGUUUCCCAAGUCACGGAAAGGCGAAUGGGUCCUCAGCCCCAUCAUGGAGACUGCGUCGUACGACUACGUCCAGAGGCUCCUCAAUUCCUGCCUGGAGUUGGCCAAGGCUUCCCGGACCUACCAGCAGGCUGUGGCUGCGAACGGGCCGCGUCCUCGUCGACCACCUCUGUGCAGCGUUGCACAAAGGCCAGACAAGGAAGCAGCGGUGUUGGCCCACAGGACCCGGUUCGAUCAAGCAUAGUGGAAGCCCGUGUAUGUGGUCGAUGGGAAUUCUUUUCUUAUCCUGGCCACCACACAGCACGGGAGCCUGACGCGGCGAAACCUGCCCAGUCGUCCCCAAAUCCACCAGACGAACUGGCUGUAUGCCGUGUACCUGUACCGUCUGAGAAAGUAACAGAAGAAUUGGUAAGAGUCUUAGAAAGACUUCAUCUGAUACACUUUUACUGUGAACUUGGGGACCCUUUUGCCGCAUCUCUAUAGGAAAAGGCUUUUCGAAACCUGGAAAGCCCAUGAUAUCUAGACAUUUCUAGAAAUUUCAUGCGUGAAAACCUUUGCCGCUGCUUCUGGUGUGCUUUUAUAGAGAAGAAAUUCACUACUGCCUGUAUGGGUGUUUCCUCGUUCUUGAGUGAUUGACUGGACAGACAAUUUUAAAAUUCAAUUAAAUCUUUUAACUCGUUCAUUCGCCUGUGGACUGCAAAUUGCAGACUGAUGAUGAGAAGUCCCUCGACCUGAGGAACUCUCAGGUUGUGCGGGACCUGACCUGUAAGCCAUGGUCCAAGGCAGUAAUGUUUGGAUGUCCCUCUCACCUCAAUGUUGUUAUUAGGAAGUCGCAGACAAUCUCUGCUGUCACUUGACUACAGAAAGCAACCCCAGGCUACUUACUGAACUAGUUUGUUGCAAAACGGUAAUGGUGAGAGAAGUUUGUAGAAUAGUUCCACAGUGUCUGUUCCAAGCUGUUUCCAUGCGCUUAUUGGAAAAAGGACUGGUUGUAGAGGUGAUCCUUCUUUCGCUGCUUACUUGUCGGUUGUCUGACAUGCGUGACAGUAUUUGGACAAGUAUUGGCUUCGCUAUCCAUUCUGGGCCACCACAGAAGCAUUCACAUAGUUGUAUUUUGGUUCACACCAUUCGUCUGAGUGAAGCAGAAGGAACCAGCAGUUUUGCGUAUAGCAGUAAGCCAUAUACAGAGGAAAGUUCUUUUCGUAUCUUGUAGUGGGAGACAGUGCUGAUUCCCAUAGGUAUUUGAGACCCCAACCCAUGUUGACACACUAUCACCCGAGGUAAAUCGGGGUCUUGUUCUUUCUCUUUCUGUACCUCUUCUUGGUCAAUUCAGCAGAGACUGCACACAGGGCAAGUGAAUUUUCUUUUUUCGACGUAUGGCUUCGUGCAAUCUGAGGAAUUAAAUGCAGGAAGACGAGAAAGCUCGACUGCCACAACAUUCUCAUUGCCCUUUUGGUGAUCUUGAGGAGACGCAUGGCCACCCGGCAAUUGUUAUCGGUUGUCGACCGUUUCCCUAAAUACAGAGUAGUGUAACCAGAGCCUGGUGGUCCAUCCUGAGCAUGAAAUGGUGACCGAAGAGGAAAACAUGAUGCUUCUCGCAGGCCCAGAGGCACGCCUAUUCCUCUAACUCUGCAGAGCGGUUGCACUGGGCGCUGGAAAGCAAUCGCGAUGUGAACAGGAUAGUGUGAAUUCCAUCUGGAUGUUUUGCUGUAGCACUGUGCCUAAUCCAUAAUCCAAUGAAUCUUUUCUGACGAUUGUAGAAUUCUAACUGGAGAAUUAAAAAAAAACUGACAAGUAAAUUUCUCUUCAACCUGUGACGAUAGCAGGCAGUGUCACGUCGAAAACUAAAUGGAACAGUUUCGAAUCGUGUUUUGACUGAUGCAAAUGCCACCUCUUGUGCUUUUUGCCAUUAUAAGGGGACAUCUUUCCGCAGAUGCACAUGCAAGGGCCUCACGAUGGUUGCAAAGUUAGGUAUGAAUUUGAAACGGUAUGUAAGCAGGUCAAGCAAAGACCGGUUAUGAUGUCAUGUCUCUGAGUAGAAGCUUGCAUGGUGGCUUGAACAUUAUCAUGGCAUGGCUUAAUUCCCUGAGGUGUCAACUUAUGUCCAAGAAAUUGAAGUUGCUGCACUGAAAAAUGCAUUUGUUUUUGUUUGGUUUCCAACCUGCGUCCUGUAGGCGGGGUAAGCCUUGUCUUAGGCGGGCAUCAUGCUCUUCAGUUGUGCAACUGAAGUUGAGCACAUCAUCCUGGAUAGAUUGACAAUGGUGCCUGUUGUGUCCCAAAGAAUACAGUUCUUUAUAUUUUGAAAAGCCGGAGCAGUGGAAGCCAGCCCAAAACAUACUGUGAACAGGAAGAGACUUUUUGAGUCACGAACGCAAUGAGGUCCCCGCUCUCCUCUAUCAGGUUCAGCUAGUGGUACGCUGACGAGAGGUCCCACUGGUUGAAGAUGUGGGUGCCAGAAAGCUGGUGAAGGAGCUCGUUUGGACACAGAAGAGGACGUGAAUUGAGAACAACAGAGGUGUUUGAUUUGCGGAAGUGGUCUGUGAUGCAUUAUUGCGCUCGAUCACCCAGGAGUGCUCCAACUUUGCCGGCUCUACAGGAACUUUGUCAUGCACUGCAAAAGUUAUCCUUCAUAGAUUCUGUUGCACCAGACUGAUGGACACUUCGUCUUCACCUUGUGAACAUACCCAAUGGCGUGGCCCAUACCUGAGAACAGCUGGAGGAAACCUUUGACGGCCUCUGGAAGGUCGUUUGCCGAAAUGAUAGUCACCUGUCAUCCGCAGGAGAUGAAAAGUCCAGUUGAAUUUCCAACCCUUGUAAAGCAUUUAUAGUCCCAUUAGGGCUGUCUUGUUCGGACGACGUGGAACGUGCAAUCGCCAUUACUUUGCGCCAACUGUACUGGUGAGCUGGCUUUUUCCAAAAUGUUUGGAAUAGCAAUGUUUUCUUACGGAGUAGCCAAUGAAUGCAGUACUUGUAGGUUGCAACUUACAAGAAUGGAAGCAUCUUCUGUAGACGCUUUCCAGAAGGAUUGAAACCGAGGGUCUUGUGUCUACUAGGAGUUUGAUAAAAAGGAACGCAAGUAUCCUGCAUGUGGUACAGUUUGCUAAUAUCCGAGUUGCUAUAUUUCAGUUUGUUCUAUGCUUGGUACUUGUGAUCCUGUCAAAACUGUUUGCUUGCAAACAAAGGCAAAAUGUCCAAUCUUUCAUUUUCUGCAUGCUUGAUUCCUUGCAGGACGUUUAGGGUAGUCUGCCAUGUGGCACAUUGAACCAGAUCUGCAGUAAAUGCUGGACGACCUUUGAUUGGGUGUUUUGCCCCUAACUAUUGGUUUCUUUUGGGCUUGAAUCUUUGCCACUUGAAAACUGAGUCCCGCAUCUUUGGUAAAAACUUUGGCCUCCUUCAUCGCCCGCUGAACUUUUUAGGUGAUGGCAAGAGCUGAUUCGAGUGGUAGCUCAAGCUCUAGUAGUGGGCGGUUUCAUACUUCGGCAUGAAUUGUCUUAUUGACAAGUUGAUUGCAGAUUAUUUCAUCUGUUAUUGUCCCAAACCAGCAGUUUGUCGCAAGGCCCCGGAGAACGUGACACACUCUUGUACUGUUUUGGCCGGUCAUCCACGUGUGCAACGAAAAGUAAAUCUUUCCAAUGUUUUACUGUCAAGAAUUUUUGUAACUCUCUUGCCACUGCAUCAUAGGCUCUGGAAAUGGGCGAUGCAGGUCUGCGCGAUUCGGAGGUAGCUCCUGCAGUACUUGCACUUAGAUGAGUGGUAGCAGUGGACAAGGCAGAAUCUUCCGGCAGUUUGCAGUAGAUCCGCUGACUCUCAACUUCAAGUGAGCUAAAUAGAAUGGCAGUUCUGCCAUUAUCUAUUGUCGACCCAUUGGAAGGGAUCGUGUACUGGCGUACCAUUCCUCCAUGAAAUCGCAGGCUCGCCUGGGUAUGGUAGGAAAGACGGGUGAAUCAACCUUUAUAAUCGAGUUGAAGCUGUCGAUUGUGACAAUUGUUAUGUAUAGGGACUGUCUAUGCAAGUUUAACAGAAGGCAAGCUGUUCCCAUUCAGAGCUCAGUUCGUUCAUUCUUAUUCAUUGUCUUCUUCGGCUCAACCUACACGUAGACACAACAAUUUAGGUAAUUCAAUAUUCCCCCCUCCCCCAAAACAAACACCUGGCUAUGUGCCUUCUUCGAUCCAAGGUACCAUGAGCACAACUAACGUUUGCAAUAUUCGCGACUCCAGCUUAGUCUAGGGGGUGUGCUGGUCAGGCAAAAUGGCGGACAAAAGGACGUCGUUUUCAUCGUUCAGCACGCGGACCACCAUAAAUAUCUUGCAUUGCAGCAUAACAUCUGUGUUACAUAAGAAAGCAAAACGAUUUUUCGACAGUAGAAACCUUCUAAUCAAUGCAUGGGAAUGACAUGGCAGAAGCAUAAAAAUAAUCACUGGAAACAGUGUUUGUUUCUACGCUGCCUACAAGAACCAAGCUGUGAUAGCAGAAGACAGAAUCAAAAUGACCUCCUCUCUGGAGCUUCUCGGCGGUGCCGCUACGCAGCGUCGAUAGAUUUUGUUGGAGUCGCCAAUACACUAAGCGGGAUUUACAGACUGUCUUACAGUGUAGUGCAUUUAUAUUUGAUAUGCUAUAAAAGUUCUGGUCUUACUUGUUCCGAUCCCGAGCUGCUGGCUCCAAAUAUGUUGGGCGAAAAAAUUUCAGCUGGUCGUACGCUAUGUUCAGCAGUCGCACAUCCAGACAUACGAGCAGAAAAAGUUCAUUUUCUGUGACACACCUUCCCAAGUUUUUUUGUGUGAUUUUUGGCAUGUCCCUGCAGCAUUGCCCGACCUCCUGGGGGCAAUUUCCACAUGUGCAUCUGAAAGAGGAUACAUUUCAGUUGAAAAAUUAUCUUCUAUGCUUAUGUGAAAAGGGAGCUUGAGGCAGAUGUGAGAGUGGCGUGCCAACGUUUCACUAGGAGACCUGCCUUGUUCAGGAGACCUAACCCUGAAGAAGGUAGGUUUCCUAAUGAAGUAUCAGCACGCCGUUCUGAGGUCCACCUGAGAGGUUAGGUCUUCACAUUCUUCCUGCCAGCCUGGACUCCCUUGGUGCUAUGUUUGUACUUUCUAUAGUUCUGGUCACCCCAGAAAAUGCAAGUUGCACAAAUAGUUCUUAUCUGCAUAAUGUAGUUCGUACUGGACUUGGGACUCCUGGCUUUCCUGUUGCUGGCUAUCACGUCGUUCCCUUGCUGGCAAUGGGGGAUCAAAGUUGUACGGAUCAGGUACAUAUAUAGCUCCUUGCUGCAGGCCUCCCAAGUCUGCUCCAAGCGGCAGGCUGUCGUCGUCGGACAUAGAUACUGAAAAUAAAGCAUUUGGAUCAAUGAAACAUUUGAUUAUGUAUGAUCAGUUACAUUUAUUUUUCUCUGACGGUUGCAUUAGCUCUGGCAAAGUGUUGUAAACAAGAAUGUUUAGUAGGAGUUAUUUUAAUCGAGUAGUGUAAAUUACACAUGUGUAUUACUUUGUUGUGCUGGUUUUGUGGGAAUUGUGUGUAUGUGAUUGUUCUUACCAAGCUAUGGUAUCAAUAAAAAUGAAACAAUAAUUGCA
This is a messenger RNA of Ixodes scapularis (black-legged tick), 8533 nucleotides long. RefSeq lists its product as uncharacterized. Lineage: Eukaryota; Metazoa; Arthropoda; Arachnida; Ixodida; Ixodidae. The record is from RefSeq and is a predicted model, not a curated record. The transcript is spliced from 12 exons. The coding region runs from base 514 to 3213 and encodes 899 amino acids.